Molecule: messenger RNA, 2167 nt
Organism: Thamnophis sirtalis
Lineage: Eukaryota; Metazoa; Chordata; Lepidosauria; Squamata; Natricidae
Gene: TRMT5
Product: tRNA methyltransferase 5
Biological process (GO): mitochondrial tRNA methylation; tRNA N1-guanine methylation
Cellular component (GO): cytoplasm; mitochondrial matrix
Molecular function (GO): tRNA (guanine(37)-N1)-methyltransferase activity
Source: RefSeq, a predicted model, not a curated record
UGAGGCCGGGAAGGCCGGGCUGCUCUGGGGGGAAAGAGCGAAGGGAACCCGGCGCCAGGCCGGCAUGAGAUUUUUAAGGCAAUUCAAAAGCUUAUUCCCUUGCUUCCCGAAAGUGAAGUAUUUUGAAUCAGAAACAUUAUUUCCAACACUGUGGACGCUUUGGAACUGGUCUUUUAAUCGAUUGCCUGAACAUCUUCCAAAAAUUCAAAGUCAAAGACAACGUUUCUUCACCCUGCAGGACAUGGCUGAUAAAAAACCUGACCUUGAUGGAUUCUUGCCGCAUCCCAGAGUACGUGGAAUGACCACCCUUGACAAAACUGCUUUCAAAAAUGAUAUUAUCAUCCCAGCUCUUUUAGUUAACAAAGACGUAACAAGCAAUCUGCUGAAGUCUCUUAAAGGAGUACUACUCAAGCGACCAGGUCUCAAGAGAGUCGUUGAAGACCCCGAGGAUGAAAACAGAAAGUACAUUUUGUUAGACCCACAUAAAAUAUCUGCUGACGGUUCUCUGGGUGAAUCCGAGCAGCAGAUCUUAAAAAGCCUUGGUAUUAACCCUGAAGUAGUCAAGUACAAGAUGGAACUCACUUAUGAUAAUUUCAAGACAGAAGAAAUUCUGAAAGCAGUGCUACCUGAAGGCCAGGAGAUCACCACAGCCUUUAGCAGAAUUGGCCAUAUUGCUCACAUGAAUCUGAGAAGCCAUCAGCUGCCUUAUAAACAUUUAAUUGGACACGUUAUCGUUGACAAAAAUCAAGGAAUAACCUGUGCUGUAAAUAAAAUCAAUAUUAUAGACAGCACGUAUCGAAACUUUGAAAUGGAGCUACUAGCUGGAGAUGGUGCCAACAUGAUAACAAAGGUUAAGGAAAACUAUAUCUCCUAUGAAUUUGAUUUUUCCAAAGUCUAUUGGAAUCCUCGCCUCUCUACUGAACAUUUGCGGAUUGUCAACCUUUUAAAGCCAGGAGACCUUAUCUUUGACGUCUUUGCAGGGGUGGGGCCUUUUGCAAUCCCUGCAGCAAAGAAGAACUGCAAAGUGUUUGCAAAUGACCUUAACCCUGAAUCAUGCAAAUGGCUCCAGCACAACUGUAAAUUAAAUAAAGUAGACAAAAAAGUCCAAGUUUUUAACCUGGAUGGCAGGAAUUUCUUGAAAGGGCCAGUGAAAGAAGAACUGGACAAGCAUCUCUCUUCGAAGGAAUGGAAAAAUUCUGUACACAUCAUCAUGAAUUUGCCAGCCAUGGCAAUUGAGUUCCUGGAUGUCUUCAGGCAUCUCUUGAAAGGAGAACCAGUCUGUGAUGAACUUCCUACAGUGCACUGCCACUGUUUUUCCAAACAUGAUAACCCCACGCAAGACGCUCAAGAAAGAGUUGAAGCUUUAUUGGGAACUUCCUUACAUGGUCUUUGUUCUGUUAAAUGGGUGAGAAAUGUGGCACCCAAUAAAGAAAUGAUGUGCAUUAGUUUUCAACUUCCAGCUGAGGUGUUAUACAAGCCGCUGUCUUCUCCGACAGAUGAUCCAGAAGAACCUCCAUCUAAACGACCAUGCCCAAAUGAAAAUUACACUGAAGAAAAUAAUCAAACCAUCUAGGCGAUAUGUGGAUCAUGACUGAAUAGAAUUUUAAUUCCAUUUUUCAAGGUGAGGAAAGUACAUUGGAUCUGAUCUGUGUGACAGCAGUUAUCUAAUCUUUCUCAGAGUUGGCAAUUGCACACUCAUGAGCUGAUUGUACAUUGAUUAUGUUUCAGUUGUGUUAUAUAUGAUAUGGGUCAAUUCUCUUAUCUAAAGAACAUUAAAUUUUCUAUUUUUCCAUAAUUUGUAAUAUUUUGUGUUCAGGCUUGUGUCAUUAUUCACCCACCAAUGAGAAAGUUUAAAUUAACAAGAUGAAGUAUUUCUCUGCAGUCUUGAAGUACCCAUACAUACAUAAGGCAUUGAUGUCAUUGCUCCUGUGAACUUUGUCCAGCCACAGCUCCUGAGGCACCAAGGGAGAUGACAUAUAAAGCAAUGAAGUAUUUGAAGUAUAAUGAAGGUUGCAAAUGGCGGUCUCAUCACAAUAGGAUGCUGCAAGUGUCAUAAUUAUGAGCCAGUUUCCAAAAACGUGAAUCAUAAUCAUAUGACCAUGGGACACUACAAUGGCUGCAACUUUGAGGACUGUGUAAGACUCCUUGUUCAGUGCCAUUGUAACUU